AUGGGGCCCCGGCCCUUCACCCUCCUGGGCCUCGUGCUCUGUCUGGGCCAGAUGAUCCACACGCAGGAGGGGGCCCUGCCCAAGCCCUCCCUCAGGGCCGAGCCAGGCCCUGUGAUCCCCCGAGGAUGGCCUGUGACCUUCGUGUGCCGGAGCCCAGCUGGGGCUGAGUUAUUCCGCCUGGAGAAGGAUGGAAGCCAAGAAGUCAAUGAUCAGAAAAGUGAGCCUCAAGAUGGUUCCCAGGGGACACAGGCCAGAUUCCUCAUCAGCAAGGUGGAUGAUGACACUGCCGGGAGUUACCGCUGCCUCUGUAAACAAGGAUACAGCUGGUCUGAGCGCAGUGAGCCCCUGGACCUGCAGGUGACACAGGAGGACGUCUCCACUCAGCCCCCAGGAGACACAUGGACCCAGUCACAGGACAAUAGGAGUCGCGGCCUGUCGAGCACAGACAUUUACAUCCUUGUUGGGACCUCCGUGGCCUUUCUCCUUUGUGUCCUCCUGCUGGUCCUCUUCUUAGUUCACCGUCAGCAUCAGAGAAAACACAAGCCCCUCCACAGCAAAGGCGAGGAGCAGAGGCCCCAGGAAAGGCUUAUCCAGGCUGCUGACAUCACAGAGAGCACACCAGAUGAGGCCACAGUCUAUGCACUUCCCAAGAAAAAGAGGGAGCUGCAGAGCCCAAGCCCUGCUGCGGGAGACGCCCAGGAGGUGACAUACGCCCAGCUGGACCAGCGGGCCCUCACCCUCAGAGCAGGCCAGGCUGUGUCCCCACCGCCCGUGGAGCCCACAGCUGCUGCCAGCACAUACGCAGAACUCCCCAGACGCUGA
This is a messenger RNA of Pipistrellus nathusii (Nathusius's pipistrelle), 822 nucleotides long. NCBI's taxonomy places the organism in Eukaryota, Metazoa, Chordata, Mammalia, Chiroptera, Vespertilionidae. The record is from the annotation of a GenBank genome assembly.